AUGUCGAUCAAUGUAUUCAUCGUCUACAAGAUCAAUGCCGUCCAUCUGCUCACAUCAAUGUUUGAAGUCGUUUGCGCCGAGAAGCACGGGAAGACAUACUCGCUCAUCCUGUUUACGAAGACGCGUUGGGGCACAGGUCAUUUCAUGCUUCAUCGCAAUCUGCUCCUAAAAUCAGUCCUCGUUUCCAUGCGGAACUCAAUUGACCACGAUGACAAGUUCAAGGACGUGGCGAUGGAGCCGGAGCUUCGGUCAGCCAUCCUCGAUGUCUCAUUCUGGAAGUCGACUUUUGCCCUCGAGAAGCUUCUGAAGCUUCUGUGCAUGACCAUCGGCCAUUUAGAGGGCGAUGAGACCACGUUCUCGGCGUUGUUUGCCAGCUUUCUCGUCACAGCACAUCACUUCAGCUCAAACUGA
Aphanomyces invadans is the source of this 411-nucleotide messenger RNA. RefSeq lists its product as hypothetical. NCBI's taxonomy places the organism in Eukaryota, Oomycota, Saprolegniomycetes, Saprolegniales, Verrucalvaceae. The transcript has a single exon. The record is from RefSeq and is a predicted model, not a curated record. The coding region runs from base 1 to 411 and encodes 136 amino acids.